Molecule: messenger RNA, 2199 nt
Organism: Punica granatum (pomegranate)
Lineage: Eukaryota; Viridiplantae; Streptophyta; Magnoliopsida; Myrtales; Lythraceae
Source: RefSeq, a predicted model, not a curated record
UCUUCAUAUAUAAAUAGGCAUAAAGCCAAAGAAGAAAAUAGCUUCACCCACACAAGUCCAACACCCCAAAGAAUUUUCUCUUCUUCCCCAUCAAUGAAUGAGAGACCACCUCAACUUCUUUCUCCAUUUUUGUCCUUCCCACGAUGAUGAGAACAUCAUCAUCAGAUCAUUCCUGAUUUUGGGCUCAUCAAGGAAAACAGCUCCGUCCCCCUUUCUUUUAUUGACAAUCCAACAACAACAAAAUAGACCCCUUUAUCUUUAGCUGGACACAGCAAAAAAGGACAGGCAAAGAAGGCUUCCGAAAUCAAACCCGGUAGCCGUUGUUGUCUUCCAUCGAGCUAGAGAACUUAACUAUGUCCAACUUCUCUGGAGAAGAAGGAAGUUUCUCCUCAGGCAACACAGGCGAUCAAGAAGUCUUGCAGCACGAUGAUAAUCAGCGGCAGUUACCAAGUCGACUCCUCGAUCCAUCAAACUCACAACAAGCCCCCGGCGCCACCGAUAAUAGCUCCUCGACCCAACCUCAGCAGCCCUCUAAGAAGAAGAGGAACCUGCCGGGAACUCCAGACCCGAAUGCCGAAGUUAUUGCCCUCUCGCCAACAACACUCAUGGCGACGAACCGGUUCGUGUGCGAGAUCUGCAACAAAGGAUUCCAGAGAGACCAAAACCUUCAGCUUCAUAGGAGAGGCCACAAUCUUCCAUGGAAGCUGAGGCAAAGAACCAACACCGAGCCCAAGAAAAGGGUCUAUAUAUGUCCCGAGCCGACAUGCGUUCACCAUAAUCCAGCUCGCGCCCUAGGAGAUCUCACCGGCAUUAAGAAGCAUUAUAGUCGUAAGCAUGGAGAGAAGAAGUGGAAGUGUGAUAAGUGCUCGAAGAAAUACGCCGUGCAAUCUGAUUGGAAAGCACACCAAAAGACUUGCGGUACAAGGGAGUACAAGUGUGACUGUGGGACUAUCUUCUCCAGAAGAGAUAGUUUCAUUACUCAUAGAGCCUUCUGCGAUGCUUUGGCUGAAGAGAACAAUAAGGUGAACCAAGGCCUUGCCGGGAACCAAAUGCCGGAACUCAUUUCAUCGUCCAAUAAUCACAACAAUGCACCCCUCAACAUUGGCAUGAACGAAUUCGCCACAACCUUCGACCCCAAAAACCCUCUCAAGUCCCUUCCUCAGGAGCUCAUCCCCGUGCCGUUCAAGUCCAACAACUUGAACAGCAUGGCGAUGUCCGGAGGGAUUGGAGGUAUGUUCUCGAGCAGCUCCGGCACCCUCUUCGGUGGCCCUAGGAGCUCCAUGCAGAUGUCCAUGUCCCCAUCGUCGUCGAGCCUCCAACUGAGCUCGAACACUUCCUCCUCUGGGUUCAACUACCUUCAGGACACAAAGACGGGCUGCCAGGUCUCGCCCUCCUCUGCCCACAUGUCGGCCACCGCGCUGCUUCAGAAGGCAGCCCAAAUGGGCGCUAGCGCAAGCAAUAGUAUUAACUCCCCGAUGAUGCAGAAGAGCUUCACCAGCAGCAUGGCAGGUCCUAACCAGUUCACUCCAAUCCGACCACCUUCCUACAAAGAGGCCAGCCAGCAACAGAAUGACAGCAGUAGCACAUACGAGCAGCACCGCUUCCCAAGUCAACCCGAACCAAACUUCAUCGGGACAACAACCAAUGGCAGUUUCACGAACCACCUGUUACAGAAGAACAACCCCCAGGAGACUAUGUCCCACCUCAUCGACGGCGCUAAUGGGAUUGGUAGUCCCGGCCCACAACCUAUGCCCGACCACCUGGGCAUCUUCUCCAACAUGUAUGGCCCUGCAUUAGACCACCAGGGAAACCAACUAGGGUUCAUGAAGGCCAGCAGCAGAAGCAUUGGCGAUGACCAAGACAGCAGUGGAUCAAGUAUGGUCCCCAGCGGGCCUGAUAGGAAUAGCCAAGCCAGGCCAUCGAGGUUUGGGGCAGCAGCAGACAGUAACAAUGUGAUGACAGUGGAUUUCCUGGGAAUUGGAGGAGGCUCGAGGGGACCAGGGAGUAGAAGUAAUUUGCACGAGCAACAGAUGUCGGUGAUGGGCCAUUUCGGGCACGGAGAGUCAGCCAUGGAGAAACAAAUAUGGGAUCUUUGAGAGGGUUAAUGUACUUAUGGUAAUCAAAACUGACACCAUGAACUUUGCAUAUACUGUUAGCUUCACAGAUAUUGGUGUGGAGAGAAUAAAUUGUUUCUUCUUA